This is a messenger RNA of Penaeus chinensis, 8392 nucleotides long. RefSeq names its product probable cytochrome P450 6a14. NCBI's taxonomy places the organism in Eukaryota, Metazoa, Arthropoda, Malacostraca, Decapoda, Penaeidae. The transcript has 10 exons. The record is from RefSeq and is a predicted model, not a curated record. Bases 1149 to 2723 code for a protein of 524 amino acids. Gene Ontology annotation, molecular function: oxidoreductase activity, acting on paired donors, with incorporation or reduction of molecular oxygen; iron ion binding; heme binding.
CAGGUAAACCGCCCGUGUCCUUUCCCAGCAACGUGCAAUGCUAGUCUUGGGAGCGCUGCGAGGCCGUGCACACGCAGUUCAAGCAUCGCCGGGGAAAUUGAUUAGACACGUUCCGGAAUCAGAGCACAAAGUUUGUUCUUAACAAUCGCUGUUUCGAUCGAAGAAGUUCCACAGCAAUAUUUUUGUCCAUCGUCUAAGCAGCUUAACAUAUUUGUUUAAAUUAUUAGAAAUUAGCAAAGCUAGCAAAGAAGUAUUUCUAUAAAAAAAAAAACGUAAAAAAUUACAAGAAAGAACAAGAAAAGUAACAGUAAAGAUUUUAAUAGCUAGCAGUCCAAUUCCACUUACGCAAGAGCAGGAAAAGAGAAGGAAGGCGAGUUCAAAUGAGCGGCCGGCGCGGCGCCCCCCUCGCCGGCAGGACAAGUGAGGAUCGCUGAGGGGAAGCGGUUGAUCCUCGCGACAACUACCAUGAUCGUGAUGGCGGGUUGACACGGGUCCUUCGCUCGCUCCAUCUCAUUCCCCUACAGUCUCUUAUGCCUCACCAUCUGUCUGCUUCACCAUCUGUCCAACUACCUCCUCUCCUACCGGACUAUGCUUCCUCCUCAUCCCCAGCUUCUUGAGUGUAGACCUGCUCCUCUCACACAAUCUGGCUGCCAGACUACUAUCUUAAGAAGAUAUACUACAUCAUCUGAUAACUUGUCUUGGCUUCUCUUGUGCUAUGUUUGAUAACAUGUUCAACUCUGAAAAAAAUAUAUUAUUUUCUAUAUGUUUGUAUGACUAGUAUUGAUGUAUAGCUUUACUUCUGUAAACUUGGUUCUUUGUUUUGUUUUGUUUUCAACAAAAGGGUUUUCUCUUCUUUAUUGAUUUUGGCAUUCACAUAUUAACUUGCUUUAUAUUGAGUUUGCCCAGCCUUUUGUGGCUACUCAUUAAUGAUACAUAAGCUAAUAUGAUGAUAUGACAUUUUCUACUCUUCUCUGUCUUGGUUAGGAAACUGCAGUCUUUCUUUUCCCUCAUUAUUCCCUCACAAGAUAGUGAUAUUGUAAAUAUGCAUAGAGGUGUAUGAUAUGCAUACAUGAUUCAUAUAACUAAAGAAUCACUCAGACCCUCAUUGUUGCAUAAUUUUUAAAGUGAAAACUUUCAAUAUCACCAAGAUGAUUGCUCAAGUAGUGUCUUGUCUUUGUACAUCUCCUGUCAUCUUGCUAGUGGUGGUGCUGUCACUUGCUGUUUUCUGUAUGAGACGAAUCUACAGUUUCUGGGAAAUGCGUGGGGUCACUGGGCCAAAGCCAGUUUGGAUCAUUGGAAAUAUGUAUGCAAGGCUACGACCUACACACUCAAUGGCAGAGUUUGAUCAGAUGUUGUAUGAGAGGUAUGGAGGCAAGAGAUAUUGCGGGUACUAUGAAUUCACUCAACCUUGUCUCAUGGUUGGUGAUCCAGAACUAUUGAAGCAUGUGAUGGUGAAGGAUUUUGAUCACUUUACUGAUCGAAGUUUUGUCACAUUCAACGAACCUGUAAUGGAUCACAUGCUUCUGGGUCUAAAAGGCAAAGUGUGGAAGGCUGUGCGCUCUGUCAUGACCCCAACCUUCAGCUCUGGCAAAAUCAAGCAGACGCUACAGUUGGUUAAGGAUUGUGCGAAGAACCUUGUGGUUUACUUUGACAAGGAGCUUGAAAAGGGAUCAUCGACAUUUGAGAUGAAGGAUGUGUAUGGCAUGUUCACAAUGGACACAAUUGCUAGUAUUGCAUUUGGUGUUAACAGUGACUCUCUCAACAAUACUCAGGAUGAGUUCUCAGCUGCUGCUGCACGGUUCUUCUCUCCACCUCCAAGGUGGAAGCGACCCAUUAUGUUCUUCCAGUUCCUCUGGCCUCAGAUUGCUAAGGCAUUGAGACUAAAUGUUAUUGACAGAACACCAAUCCACUUCUUUACUAAGGUCGUGUCAGAUACAAUUCGUUACCGCCUAGAAAACAAUCUGCGGAGGAAUGACUUCCUUCAACUUCUCCUGGAUGCUCGUCUUCAAGAACAGACCAAUAACAAUAAAGGAAAUGGGAGCACAGACAUAAAUUCCAAGAAGGCCAGUAAUGAAGUUCUCAAUGAGCUAGUGAUUACUGCACAGUGUGUUUUGUUCUACAUUGCUGGGUAUGACACUACAGCAACCACCCUAAGUUUUCUGUCAUAUUGUCUGGCUCUUCAUCCCAGCAUUCAGCAGAAGUGUAUGGAGGAAAUAGAAGAGGUACUUAGGAGGCACAAGGGUGAAAUUACAUAUGAGGCUCUUCAGGAAAUGACCUAUUUGGAUAUGGUCUUUGCAGAGACACUUCGUCUAUACCCACCAGCACCCAGAGUUGAUCGCAAAGUGACAAAGGACUUCACUCUCCCUGAUACAGACCUGAAACUGCAGAAGGGUCAGAAAAUUACCAUUCCCAUAUACAGCAUCCAUCGUGACCCAGAUCACUAUCCAGAUCCUUUGAAGUUUGAUCCAGAACGGUUUUCCUCAGAAAACAAGGCUAUGCGUUCACAGAUGGUAUAUCUGCCUUUUGGUAGUGGUCCUCGCAACUGUAUAGGUAUGAGAUUUGCUCUCAUGGAGGCAAAGGUGGCUGCUGUUUAUCUCUUGCAAGAAUUUGCAUUUAUUCCAAGUAAGAAGACACAAGUCCCCAUAGUUAUUGAACAACGAAGUGGCCUCCUGAAAGCACAGGAUGGCAUUUGGGUUAGACUAGCCAAGAGGACAUCCGACUAAAAGUUUCAGAUAAUAUCAGUGCACUGGUUAGAGGUUUAAAGUUCUUUAAUUUGUGUUGUCAUAAGAGGGUUCAGUGUUUUAUAUUGAAAAGUUUUUAAUGUAGACAGAUACUGUAUGACCUAAAACUACUGUAAAAUAUAACAGAAUUUAUUAGUAAGAGCAUGGAGAUACAUUCAAAAUUUAUCCAUACUCGGAUGAAGAUACAAGUUAACCUAGUUUUAAUUGCCAUUAUAUAGGUGAAUUACAGUAUAGUUAGUCUCUUAUAAAUCAUUUAUCCUCAACACUUGGCUGGAUGCGCCUUCUGAAGUGUUUUAAACAGUAGUGGCACCUGCUUGAUGUCUAGUGCUGUAUAAGACAUUAAAAAAGCCCAUAUUAUAGUUAAUUUAAUAAAGUAUAUCAAUAUUUACUGAAAUGGUGUCUUGGAGCCUGUACUUGAUGCAUAGCUCUUUGAAUAGUCAUAUGUUAGUGGAUAGCUAGGGAAACAGAUCCUGGUAGCCUUUGCCUUAGCAGCACAUUCUACAUCAAUGACCAAGAUAAUUAAGUUAUUGUUUCACAUAUAAAAUGAAAACAAUAGCAUUUCUCGGGAAGUUUGUUAUCCUCAGUCAUUUAUCACUUUUCUAGUUUUCUAAUGUGUUUGUAAUAUUUCACAGAAUUAAUAUUUUCUUUUUACCGGAUGCAUACUAAUGAAGUUUAAUUAUGCAAUGCUGGGUAUCACACAGGGCUCAUAUUUUAAAGAACUAAAUUUUGCUUUGUCAUGGGACAAGACAUUUUCUAGGCCUACAGCUUUUUGAUGUUUGUCGCAUCAGGGAAAUGGAAACCAUGUAGGUUGAAUUCAUUUGUUCUACUUUAUGUUCAUAUGGGUGAGCGUAUACCUGUCUAUCUAUCUAGCUAUCUAUCUACACACACGCACGGACGUACGCACACACAAACACACACAUCCCUCUACCUAGAAUUCAUGACUUAAAAUAUACAAAAAAAAAUUGAAUGUCCUACUGGUGUGUGUGCAUGCGUGCGUGCGUGCAUGGGUGUGUGUGAUGCAUGUAAUACACAAUGACAAACAUUACUUUCUGGCUGUCACCCCAUGUGGACAGGUCCCAUAAUGUUAGGGCUUAAGUCUCUGUGAGCAAGUUUAAGAGUCUUGAGCAUUCUCUAGUGUCUUGCAAUCUAUGGAGGAGGUGAGGUUGCUAUCUGACCUCAAAAUCUACAUUUACCCACACAUGUGGAUAAGUGUACUCCCUCCCCCACCCCCCCCCCCCACACACACACAAAAAUAGAUAAAUGGAUGAAUAAAAAAAUAAGUAAAUAAAUAGGUAAAUAAACAAAUAGGGAAAUAGGUAAAUAAAUUAAUAAAUAAAUGGAUAUAGUUUUCUAACAUCUGAUGGUUAUCAGGUGUGAGUAAUAAGGGGAGCUUCCCACCAUUCACUUAGUUACUUCUUUACCCUAUCCCCAAGUGACUACUGUUCACACUCACCCAACUCCAUAUGGUGUCAAUAAAUAUCAAAUGGGUUUUGGUAUUUUCAGAAAGUAAAACAUCUUUUCUGAAAAAAUGGAUUUAUUGUUUCCAUUUAGAGGUGCUGUGACAGUUAGCUUUAACGAGUUUGCAAGGGGUUAAUGAACAUUUUCCCAGAGUAUUAAUAAUUAAGCAAAUUAAUUUAAGUAUGGGAGUGGCAUGGAGACAUAUAUAAUAUUUUCUUUGUUUCUUUCCUUGUUAUAAAGGUAGUUCUAUUUACUGAAAAAUAUGUGCAGUUCACAAUGUAGUUUUAUUUAUUUGAACUAAAUUACUGAAGGAACUAUUUUUUUUUUUUUUUUUUUUUUUUUUUUUCACAUCUCUAUAUUCUAGCUUUUAUAGUCUCUGUGCUAUUAUGUCAUUCAUUAUUUAACUGGGGUCAUAGAUUUUUCCCUGAAGCUCAUAUGUAAUAAAGAAACAAGUAGAACCAAAAUUUUAUGAGCACAGAACCAACAUACUGCAUUGGCCAAAGACUGUAGGUAAGCUAAGAGUAAUUUUUGUCUGGUCUCAUUAUAAAAAAUGUCGCAUAUCACAAGUGAAAAAACAGACAAUUUUAGUUCUUUUCAGUGUAAGUCUUGGUAGCUUUACUAACAUGGGCACUGACAAAUUUGCAAGUGUGAUACCCAUUUAAAUAUUAAUUUUUUCCAUCAGCAUAAUUUUAAAAUAUUUGUUAUAGCUUUAUAUGACUUUAGUGUGCAAGAAUAUUAGUACCAUUGUUAUUGCUUCCUUUGAAGUAUAAUCAAGAAGUUGAGAAGCGAAUUACAAUACAGAACAUUUUACAUGUGUUAAACCUUGAAGUACAGUGAACAUUGAUAUACGGCUAUAAAACAACAGGCAUUAAAAACAUAUAUAUAAAUGUAUAAAAAUUGUAGUGUCUGUUGGUGUGAUGAACACUAAGUUGCCUGAAUUAAAUAUGCUGUUUGAAUAGCAUAUUGUAUAGUAUAAUGUAUUGCCAGAUUAGUAGCAAAUCAAAUGCUGUGAGGAUACAUAAAGCUAGUUAUAAGAUCUGACAGGGUUAACAUGAUACCUGAAUAGCUGGCAGAAUGCAAGGGCAAGGGAGAAAUUUGUAUACUGCUAUGGACUCAUAGUGAGAUGACUGCACAUAAAUCUGUACCUCUCUGAAGGGAGUGGUAGCUUUCUUGAUAAGAGCAUUGUGUAUGCUUUUCAUACCUCAAAAACAGAAAUGACAAUAGUAAGUAACAAAAACAGAUGAAGUGUAGUUGAUGGCCAGACUAGUUGACCUUAAUUGUAAAUAUGCCAAAUACAGAAUAAUGCCUAGUUUCUUGGCCUCAUAUACAGAUUUAAAAAAAAUGUAGAAAGCCAUUCAAAAUCCAAGACCAAGAUAAUGUUGAAGAUAGUUAGCCAUUUCUUAUUAUGUGCUGUCUCCUAACUUCCCCAAAAAUUUUGUGAUAAAUCUUCAGAAUCAGUCAGAGCUACCUGCUACAUUUCUACAUUUAAGAGGUAUGAACUGUUUAUUUUUAUUCAUUUAUUUUGAUAUGCAAAAUUCUCAGUGAACAAGUUGGAACUAUUGGCAGUACAACAGUGGUUAAUGGUUACUUACAAAAUCAGUACACUGUGUUGUAUUAGAAUCCAUGUCCUUGUUAUUAUGUUUAACCCCUUGGUGACGGGUGAAGAAAACUAAAAAAAAAAAAAAAACUAUGCUAUGGCGAUCAAUGGCAACGCGCCGACUUUGAGCGGAGGAGUUCUGUACAUCAAGCCAAAAUCACCGCCUCGGAGCGCUUUGGCGUGCCGCCGUGGCAUACAGCUGCACGCCACAUUUCAAAUGGUUUGUUAUGACGUCUAGAGAUGUGACCCGUCGUGAAGGGGUUAAAUUACAAUAAUUUGGUCUUCUACUUGCGACUAGAAAUAUUAUUAUUCGUGAUGAUUCAACUCCUUGGUGACAGGUGUAGAGAACUAAAAAAAACUCUAUGCUCUGGCGACCAAUGGCAAUGUGCGGACUUUGAGCGCAGGAGUUCGGUACAUCAAGCCGAAUCACUGCCUCAGAGCGCUUUGGCGCGCCGCUGCAGCAUACAGCCGCAUGCCACAUUUUAAACAGUUUGUUUUCACAUCUAUAGAUGUGACCCGUCGGGAAGGGGUUAAUCAGUCAUCUUUUCAUCACUAACUGUUUCAUGCCAUACAUUUACAGCACAUGUAUACAUACAUCAGUCUAUUUAGUUAUAUGAAUUAUGCAAGAUGAUGGUGAAAUACAAAUGAUUCUUGAAAUAAAGAUUGCUUUUUGAAAACAAAUGGCAGAAUUGCAAUUUCUGUGGGCCAUAUGUGCUAUUUCUGCCCCUGCCUUAAUUCAUACUGAAUUGCUUAUAACUCUUAUCAGAUAUAUUGACUAACUGAAGAUACUCUAUGCAUCUAUAUCAGAUCAUAUCCAUCGUAUGUUUAGAAUCAUCUUGAAAAGAAGUAUGAAUAGUUGCACAGGAGUCCCGUCCUUUGACUCAAAUCUUGGAACUCCUCACAAGUGAAACAUGACCACAACUGGCUUCAAACAAAUAUUGGCUCAUUUUUAUAUGGUGUUUGUGUGUACUCAGUUCACAGAAUGUAAGUUUCCAAGUUUAUGCUGCAUUUUCUAUUGUUAAAAGUGCUAGAAAACUGAAUAUCUUUAGUAGUUAGACUGAUUGUAAUGAGCUAUGUUUUACAAAGAAUGUGAUGUAGAAAGCUGUCUGUGACAUAACUACCUUGCUUCUUUAAUAGCUGUCAGUAUAUCUUCAGCAUUCUUCAAAUUUAAAUCUAAUAGUUUUAAAAAAUGUUUCAGGUAGACAGCAGUUUGAAGAUAUGCAUUGUAUGUUCAGAUCAUAAUUGCUAAGUUGCUACAUGUGUAUGCUUAUGCAUACCUUUUCAUGCUCGCACAACCACAUUCAUACAUGUAUGUGCACACUUAAACAUGCAUAUUCCAAUCCACAUACUAAUAAAUAUUGUUUAUAAAUAUCUUUAUCCCAUUAUUCAUCAAUCCAGAAUUUAGUCUUUUGGAACAUAUCUCUGCAGUCUACUGUGUGUUUUAUCUAUUUCUCAAUAUGUAUAUAUAUAAAUUUUAGAUGUAUUCAUGUAUGUACAUCCCUCCAUACAUCCAUAUGAUUUAUAGGUAAACACACACAUAGUAUCUUAAGGCAAAUAAAAAAGAGAUUUUUUUGUUCAUUAAAUCUUUAUCCUCUAGUGAUUAGCUUCAGUCACUUGGAUGAACUGAAUAUGUAAAGACCAAUAUCCCCUCUCCCACCACAUCUCUAUCUUGUGUAACGAACUAUGCAAAGGGACAAAGUCUCUACUGGUUGUUAAACUAUGCAAUAAUACUGUCUGCAAGUGUCCAUUGUUAUCAUGUGUGGUGCAUCCAAGAAGUGUGUCUUAACCUGACAUCAUAUAAUUGAGACAUGGAUUAAUAUGUACUUUACAUGUGAUAAUUUUCCAUCACAUGGGGCAUAUUAUCUGUAAUAUAGGUGAUGUGUGUAUAUACCCAUGUAUUUUAUCAGAGAAGGCUUCUCUGAUGCACCCUUCCAAUGGUGAUUUCGGUAGCUAGCCAGGGACAUUCAGACUGCAUAGCAUUAUCUGAAAAAGUUUCCAGCUGGCUAUUCACAUUCCAAACUCGUCGAACAAGGGAUUAGCACGACUUGUCCCAACAACAAAGCUGUUUUCUGAUUGUUGAUUAUGUUAUAAAUAAGAAUAUGUAUAUUCCAGAUUGUACACAAUUAUGUGCUGGUACCUGUGAUCAUGUGAUAUUCAGUAUUUUGACUGCAGACUUUCAUGGAAAGAUUAAUAAACUAAAUCCAUGAGACUAAGACUGUUGAUGUGUUUGAUAUGGAUAUUGCAUUUGUUGUUGCAGGAUAUAGAAAUUAUUCAACCAGAUUUACAUAAUUUUAAGAAUUGUAGUUACUUGUUUAUUAGUAGGCAUUCAAGGACUGCCUAGAUAGAAAAUUGAUGUGCUUGAUAAUAUUCAUGGUAGGAUGAUAUGAUAGAGCAGGAAUUUAUUUAGAUGCAUUUCUUUCCACAUAUAUAUAUAUAGGUAAUGCAAUCACAGUGGUUACGUGAUUAAGAUGCUUCAAUGUUUGACUGGAAUGCAUUAAUGAGAGAUGUUUGCAUGUCAUGAUAAUUUUAUUAUUAGAAGAAUAACAUGCAUACAUGCACACGCACACGCACACGCACACGCACACGCACAUGCACA